Messenger RNA from Magnolia sinica, 787 nucleotides. RefSeq names its product CAAX prenyl protease 1 homolog. NCBI's taxonomy places the organism in Eukaryota, Viridiplantae, Streptophyta, Magnoliopsida, Magnoliales, Magnoliaceae. Gene Ontology annotation, molecular function: metalloendopeptidase activity. Bases 2 to 331 code for a protein of 109 amino acids. Gene Ontology annotation, biological process: CAAX-box protein processing. Gene Ontology annotation, cellular component: endoplasmic reticulum membrane. The record is from RefSeq and is a predicted model, not a curated record. The transcript is spliced from 3 exons.
UAUGGUCUUGAUGUACAUCUUUGAGACAUAUCUGGAUAUACGGCAACAUGCAUCUCUAAAGCUGCCAAUUCUUCCUAAACCUUUGGUUGGAGUGGUCAGUCAAGAAAAAGUUGAGAAUUCUCAAGCAUUUAGUCUUGAUAAAAGCAACUUCCACUUUAUUCAUGGGGCUGUAACCAUACUAAUGGAUACCACAAUUUUGUUCUUUGGUGUGCUGCCAUGGUUUUGGAAGAGAUCUGGAGACUUUCUGGUGCACAUGGGCCUUAAUUCAGAGAAUGAAAUACUUCACACCCUUGCAUUCUUAGGAGGUGUUAUGAUUUGGUCACAGGUGUGAUAUAAAAUCUUCCAAUGGUUCUCAAAUAUUUAAAUUGCACUUCAUUUUCAAAAAAUUGACUAUAGUUUUCAUGUCUCGUAGUACCCUUUUUCUUGUAUUUGGUGUGGAAACUUGAAUUUCAUUCAUGUAACCAUCAUGUGAUGAGAUAUCUCUUUUUUUUUUUCCUCACUGAGUUUGUGAAGUUGAGAAAUCUUCUCCUGUAAUUUUUUUCCUUUUUCUAAUGUGGACAUAUAAAACAGUACAUGGAUAUCCAUAUCCAACUUCACUAGUUAAAUAGAUUGAUUGUAUGUCCAACACAGUACAUAUUGUUAUUUAUUGUCAUUAAUAUAUGCGGGAUUGCAUGUACAUGCUAAAGUCAGCAAGGAAGUUCAUGCAAGGUCGAAGUCGUUUAGCAGGUGGCCCAUUGCCCCAGCUUGUAUGUGUCUUGGCCAAAAAAUUAGGAUAGUUAUGAUGUUG